GUCAUGCGCAGUCGCUUCCCUUCCUAGGCGAUAUCCGCUGCGUUGCUAAGGAACCAACGUGCAUAGCAACGCUCAGCACACGGCAGACUUCUCUUUAAAAAAAACGCGUAGAGUUUGAAAGUAAAAAUAAAUAUAUGCAUAUAUAUUUAAGAACCGGAACAAGGUCUACAACGCCAUGGCGAACCCCCACCGGACAAACGUUCUGGUCACGUCGUGUCUCAGGACGCCGGUAGACCCGCACACCAGAGCGCCGUUAGCUUCGUACGAGCGGCGCAGAGCGCGGCCGAACCCGGCGACUCGUCGUCAGGGCAACCGGGAGCUGGAGUACGAGGACUCAGGCUCUGAUCUCUGUGAUGAGAUCUACGCGGGGAAGGGAGGUCCUGGCGCUACAACGGACCGUGCGGCAGCCGGAGAGCGCCUCGACCUCAGCGAGAUCUUCUUCUCCAACGAGGAGUACUACAGCAAGCUGGAGGAGCUGAAGAAGGCCCACCUGCGCACCAUGGCCGAGCUGGAGAACAUGUAUCGCAGGAAGCUGCAGCUCAAGGCCAUGGAGACUCUGGACCCGACGCUGCUGGAGACACCUGGGCACAGGCCCCCGCGGUGGGACAGCAGCCCGGCCGCUCCACGCCGUUUAAGGAAGUCCCACUCUGCUGUGGAACUCAGGAGGGCCUCCGGCAGGUCGGACUCCUCCUCCUCAGGAGAAGAAGAAGACGCCGCCGCCAUCAACAACGCGGGAAGCGGUCUUAUUUUCUCCCCUAAAGAACACAUCAAGAACAUGUGGCGCGACUUCAACCUGUCCCCUCACAACCGCCACCUGUUGUCCUCCUCGGUGCGCAGCCUGCCGCUGGGGACGGACCAGGGGUCCCCGCGGGGGGGGGCGGGGCGGAGGAGGCCCCCGCGCGGAGGCCCGGGCCACGGACCCACCGUCCCCAAACCUUUCCAGAUGACGCAGCGCCAGGCGGAGCGGCGGGAGCGCGGCACCGAGGCGCGCGCGGCGAUGGAGCGGGAGAACGCCGAGCUGCGGCGGCAGCUGGAGGAGCUGACGGAGUGCCAGAGGAAGUUCCGCGCCGGCCCCGUGCCGGCUCACGUGCACCUGCCGCUGUACGACGAGCUGCGGGGGCGCGGGGAGGAGCGGCGGCGGGCGAGAGAGCUGGAGGGCCGGCGUCCUGGAGCCGCCCAGAAGCCCUUCAGCUUCCUGGAGAGGGAGCGCCUGAAGAAGGAGCAGAGACAGCUGCAGCCCCCCCAGCCGUCCGGCGAGGAGAAGGUCAAACCCUUCAGGGCCAAGCCCGUGCCCAGGGCGGUGUACGCCGCCGCCUCGGGGGAGCAGAUGAAGGAGGAGCAGCUGUACCGUUCCAUCAAGAUACAGAUGAGAGCGCAGGAGAUGCUCCACAGCGCCGCCAUGCCCCCCAGCAUGCUCGCCAGGCGGCUCAGCGACCGCAAGAAGCCCGACGUGGGGGGGGGGAUCAGAGCAGCCCUCGGGCCUGGGGCCGGCUCCGACCCCAGCCUCGCCCCGGUUCGGAGGUCCACCUCCAGCCGCUGCUCGUCCCUCUCCGGCAGCCUGGAGGUCCUGCCGACCAAAGACACGGACGCCAGCAAGAAGCGCGAGGAGGCCGUGAGAAAGCUGCUGGAGCAGAGGAAGCAGGCCGAUGAGGAGGAGGAGCGGUGGAGGGAAAGGCAGAAGCAGAGGGCGAAGAAGCUCCAGCGGGUGGUGUUGAAGCGGGCCCAGGCCAACGACCCCCACCUCGCUCUCUCGCAGACACAGCCGACCAAACUCCGAGAGUUCAGGAAACAGGAGCUGCAGCGCAAGAAGGAGUACCAGCAGGAGAUUAAGGAGAUGCAGCAGAGGGUGAAGGGGAGGCCGCUGCUGCUGGAGCAGGUCACACAGAGGAACGCCAAGCAGGCGGCGGUCAAGCGCUACACGGACGCCCUGCGCGGAUGUGACCUGACCGAAGAGUUCGUCAGCGGCGCCGCGGCGGCGACGUCAGGAGCCGCGCGCAAAACCUCCAGCUCCAGCGACAGCGGGCCCAGCGAGCCGGAGGAGCCGGACACGGGAUACAAACCCGUCCACUACAGAAAGGUCCUCCGGGCCGACAGCAGCGCUUCGCCGAACCGCGGCGAGGGAGGCGGGGCCGCCAGCCGCCACUCGGACGGGGAUGGCCGUGACCACGGCGACGACGACGACGACCGCCAAUCAGAAGAGAGCUACUCAGACGAUCAGGAGAAUUAUUCAGACGACAGCGACCACGAAGCCGGCGCCGCGCAGCAGGAAGCAGGGGAGUGAUGUCAUCGUGUUUGAGAACGGGUCACGUGAGGAAGGACACGAAGAGGAGGCUUGUUAUUCCUUAAACGAUAAGAUGUUUUAUCUUAUUGUAAAUAUUGCGCUCACCAGAAUGUGACAUCUUUAACCUGAGGUAUUAAACAACCUUAAACUAAACAUUACUUUAUUCAAUAUAAUGUGCAGUUAGUUGAGAUUUUGGAAGCUUUUCAAUGAUUUUGCUUCAUUCAUGAUGUCAUUUUGCAGAAUGUGAAGCAUUGUGUGAUUUCUUACUAAACGCAGUACUUUUAUUUUAUUUUCCCUGGUGGGAUAUUUUCAGGUUAGAAUAAAAGUGACAGGUGUCACUUUAGGAAGUGAUUUUUACAGUGAACGCAUUGACUUGUGAAGCACAGGUUCAUAUCAUUACGCCACACUAAUCCUAUAGAGCAUUUAAUCCAAACCUUUUCCAUAAUAUGCCGUUUUAGCAUUUAUUUUAUACUAACAGGAGAUUAUAUUUUACAUGCAAUAAAAAACAUCAGAUCAUGAGAUGAGAACAUUCAAACUGUCACUUACGUUUUAAUAAAUGUAAAUACAAAAAACACCAGGAGGUGUGGAUUUAUUAGAUUAGAAUGUAAGUAAAAUGCAGCACAAACAUUUCAAUCCAGAAACCUCAUAUGUAAUAGUAAAGUAUAUGUAGCUGGUAAUACUUAACUAUACAAUAUUUUCCUUUUAGGGGAGUAUUUCCACAGUGUGUUAUAGUAGUGUUUUGGGACAUAAUGCAUUAACUCAAAGCAGCUAAAGUGAAUUUAUUCUUAUGAAUUUUAGUAUUUUCAGCGUUAAUUUAAAUGAAUUAAAGUUAUGAGAGACAAAAACAUGCUGAUCUGUCAACUGUUUAUUAUUGUACCGGUUUGGUGUUGCUAAAGUAAUAUUUGUUUAAUUUCCAUGGCUUUCGGUUAUUAGGGACUUGAAAUAAUUGUGUAUUUCAACGUGAUGUCCGAUAGGAUAUAUAUAUGAGUUCACAGAAAUUGAGUAAUAUUUAUUGUUAGAAAUAUUUAUUCAUUGUUUUUUUGUCACAUAACAGUGACAAUGGGCCAUCUGCAAUAAAGCCACUUGUUCGAGAACAAUUUUAA
Gasterosteus aculeatus aculeatus (three-spined stickleback) is the source of this 3384-nucleotide messenger RNA. NCBI's taxonomy places the organism in Eukaryota, Metazoa, Chordata, Actinopteri, Perciformes, Gasterosteidae. The record is from RefSeq and is a predicted model, not a curated record.